AUGGACCCGCUAGCCUGCAGCAGCUGCGGGCGGACUUAUUCCUCCGUGUCCGUACUCGGCCGUCACCGCCUGCGAUGCAGAUCUCGGCCGAGGAGCCGGAAGAAGGCUUGCGCCGAGUGUUCACGCUCCAAGAAGGAAGGCGGAAGUCCGGCUCCAUCUUCCAGCCGACCCUCCAUGGUGUCACUCGGCGCAGGGCAGAUCCCUUUGGCUCCAUCCUUGACUCCACCGGACACAUUCUGGACAUUGGCUCCCGACAAAGGGCCAGAUCUAACUGAUUCACUAAACCCAUUCUCCGUACCGAGCUGGGUGUCAAAUGAGGCGUGGGAUUGGCAGACACCGCUUUACGCGUCUGACGAAGGCCAGGGCCGUGUCCAGAGUUUUACCUCCAAUGUUGCACCUGAGCCCACAUCCGCAACGAACAACCCUCAAGGGAUCACACAGAGCUUGGCCGGGAAUAGCUUUCAGUAUUCGAGCAUUUAUCCCUUCGAGAAGUCGGCAACUGCUGAACAGGGCCUCGAUCUUGUUGACCAGGUUCUCAAAUCCUAUGUGGAUGGCGUGGCUCUGGGGCUUCGCCCGGGCCCCUUUAUCCACCACCGGAAUUGGGACCACGACCGCCGUCCUUUAGUUCUUGUUGAAGCCACGGCAGUUGCCCAUCUCUAUGCGAUGGUGACACCGCAAUCUGAUGCUGUGCUUUUACGAUCCAUCAAUACCCAGCUGGUUUCACUUCAGCGGAAUGCUGUUCUUUUGUACUCAAUGAUGCGCAUUUACCGGUCAGGACCUACAGCCUCGGAAUGCAUCGAUAGAGUUCCCCUGAGGUUGAUGCAGCACGUACUCAGUAAAAACAUGCAUUACAUCCCACCGUACACCAACGUCACAUCAAGUGACUGGGAAUUAUGGAUCCAGACCGAGACCUUACGCAGAUGCUUCCUGACCCUCCACGCCCUCGACCACGUCACGCACGCGCGCCAGUCUCUCCCCGGCGCCCUAUGCGCCAUGUUCCCCGAUUCCCCGCUGCCCUGCCCGCCCGACGUCUGGGAGGCGCCGACCGCCGAGGAGUGGGCGGUCCGGCACCGCGCGUGGGAAGAGCGCUGCGCGCCCGACGGGCCGGUCAGGGCGGGCGAGGUGCUCAAUUGGGUGUGGGGGCAGGGGGCUGGGAGGGGGGAACAGGUCAGGAGGUGGUUUAAGGAGGCUGGGGAGGGGAUGGGUGGGGUAGUGUGGGAGUGCGCGAGGGCGCAGGCGAGGGUGGGUGUGGAGGGGGGGGGAUGA
Messenger RNA from Chaetomium globosum CBS 148.51, 1266 nucleotides. RefSeq lists its product as uncharacterized. The transcript is spliced from 6 exons. The record is from RefSeq and is a predicted model, not a curated record. NCBI's taxonomy places the organism in Eukaryota, Fungi, Ascomycota, Sordariomycetes, Sordariales, Chaetomiaceae. The coding region runs from base 1 to 1266 and encodes 421 amino acids.